UACAGCAGCAUUGCCCAGCAAUCAAUUCAUUCUGCUCACCGGACGGACGCUGGAGGAUUUAUCCCCAUUGCUGUUGGAGCAACUGUUGGAUUAGGAGUUGCCACCGUUGCUGUCCCAGUAGCACUCGGGGCAGCCGGCUUUACUGGAGCAGGCAUUGCAGCUGGGACCCUUGCUGCCAAGAUGAUGUCAGCAGCGGCCGUAGCCAAUGGAGGAGGGGUAGCCGCUGGAAGUACUGUGGCAGUUCUGCAAUCCGUGGGUGCUGCAGGACUUUCUCUUGCUACCAAAGGUGCGGUGACAGCUGUUGGGGGAGUACUUUCAUUCUUCUAUCCAAAGUGAAAGCUACGACUGCUCUUCCCUCUUCCUCCUGCAGAAACAGCCGCUGCAGCCUGCCUCUUGCUUGUCCUGCCUUCUCCACAAACAGCCCUUACAAUCGGUUUGGCUGGUGGCUGAAAUGUGAGAAAACAAUAAAAGCUUUUUGCUGAUUUAAA
This is a messenger RNA of Emys orbicularis (European pond turtle), 488 nucleotides long. Its product is annotated as interferon alpha-inducible protein 27-like protein 2A. Gene Ontology annotation, cellular component: mitochondrion; membrane. The transcript has 4 exons. Lineage: Eukaryota; Metazoa; Chordata; Testudines; Emydidae. Gene Ontology annotation, biological process: apoptotic signaling pathway. The record is from RefSeq and is a predicted model, not a curated record. The annotation marks the transcript as partial.